Messenger RNA from Amyelois transitella, 862 nucleotides. RefSeq names its product nuclear cap-binding protein subunit 2 (gene Cbp20). The transcript has 4 exons. Lineage: Eukaryota; Metazoa; Arthropoda; Insecta; Lepidoptera; Pyralidae. Gene Ontology annotation, cellular component: nuclear cap binding complex. The coding region runs from base 181 to 669 and encodes 162 amino acids. Gene Ontology annotation, biological process: mRNA cis splicing, via spliceosome. The record is from RefSeq and is a predicted model, not a curated record. Gene Ontology annotation, molecular function: RNA cap binding.
AUGACGUUGGCAUAAUUGUUUAGAGUGGAGACGUAGACUAGACGCGUUUAUUGAAAUUAAUAAUUUUGGUUGGCUUUUGGUGGAUUAUUGUUAUUUUCCGUAAUGUUAUAAUACCUACUUGUGUGUAUUGAAAAAUCGUUACAUUAUUUUGGUGCCUCGGAAUCUGUAACAAAUAACAAAAUGAAACGAGGUUAUGAUUCAAUGAACAACUCUUCUAUUGAAAUAAGUUCCUACCGUGAUCAACAUUUUAAGGGAUCUAGAAGUGAACAAGAACGCUUACUUAGAACUUCAUCCACACUUUACAUUGGAAACCUUUCAUUCUACACCACAGAAGAGCAGAUAUAUGAAUUAUUUUCAAGAUGCGGUGACAUAAGAAGAGUUGUAAUGGGUCUAGAUAAAUAUAAAAAGACACCGUGUGGUUUCUGUUUUGUAGAGUAUUAUGCUAGAUCUGAUGCUGAAAAUUGUAUGAGAUAUAUAAAUGGUACCAGAUUAGAUGACAGAAUUAUUCGUUGUGAUUGGGAUGCAGGCUUUAUAGAAGGUCGCCAAUAUGGUCGUGGAAAAACUGGUGGACAGGUUCGAGACGAAUAUAGAACUGAUUAUGACGGCGGUCGCGGCGGCUACGGAAAAAUCAUUGCACAGAAGAUUGUUCCUAACACUCUAGAACGCUGAUUAGGAAAAUUUGCAGCAUUGUGUGCAAACUUAUGAUAAGUGUGAGAAAAUUUUUCAAGACUGUAAAUGUAAUGUCUAGAAUAAUGUAAUAACAAAUAAGUUUGACAUUCACCUAUGAAUGUGUCAUCACUUUACAUUAAGUUGUACCCCACUUUGGUUUUAUACAGUAAAACAAACUUUUUCUUAUAGUGUU